Messenger RNA from Fusarium sp. VM40, 1425 nucleotides. Lineage: Eukaryota; Fungi; Ascomycota; Sordariomycetes; Hypocreales; Nectriaceae. The record is from the annotation of a GenBank genome assembly.
AUGCCCUACUCACUCUUCCCCUGGGUUUGGUUCUUUCUUUCUCUUACACUUUCCAUGGGCGUUAACUUGGUGGAAACAAAAUAUGUAUUUUUAGACUUUUUCACCAAGCGAUUCGCCCAUGGAAAGAACAACAAAGACGUACGAUCACGUCGUCUAAUACACGUCGUGUGGCACAAGGAUCGAGAAGGGCUCUGCUCCCGGGCCGAACAGGUGUUCAGAUGGCAGCCGGCGCGACUGUUUCUCUAUGGCUAUACCAAAGACGACGAUGGCAUCGAGCUCUGGCUCUUCGAUCGUAUUGGCAUCUACCGGACAGGGCCUAUCCUCCCCAAGCAACUGACCCUCAAGAAACUCAUAGCCUACUACAAAGGAAUGUCCGAUUACCAACUUGGCCUCAACCCAUUGAUUUGUACCGACGAAUCUGGACAUGAAUGCAUUUUUGUGAAGGGCUCGGGAAAGCUCGAGUCUUGCCUCAGCGACUCUCCGAGAGAAUACAAACUCCGUCUCGAUAAGGACCCCAUCACCCACACUCGGGACAUCGUCAGUCACAGACCGGUGGUUUACUGUGCAAGAGAUGACUAUGGUGGGGAGUUUGUGGUUAAGUUCUCCGUCGACAAAGCUCAAAUCUCUCAUGAGGAAAGGCUUCUGCGCCGAGUCACGGAACGCAAGAUAUGGGGCGUUGCUCAGCUCGUUGAUUUUCAAACUCGAGGGGCCGGCGAAACUACCUCGUCCUGCAUCGUCACGGCUCCCUUCGCCCGUGACCUUGAGAGUUAUCAUUCGAUUGAAGAGCUGUUGCGAUGCUUCCGGGACGUUAUCAAAGGUCACUACUUUUUGUAUCAUGAUGGUAAGAUCCUCCAUCGGGAUAUCUCGGUGGCAAACAUCAUGAUCAACAAUUACAAGAACAGCCCAGAUGUACCAUGCGGUAUACUCAUUGACCUCGACCGUUCCCUAGACCUUGAGACUGAGCCGAAGAAACCGUACAACUUGCAGGGUACGAAGGCAUUUAUGGCUAUCGGCAUAUUACGGCACAAGGAUUAUAUUCUGCACACCUAUCGCCACGACCUAGAAUCGAUCUUCUACGUCUUCCUAUACUUGGCAGUCUGCCACAACAAAAUGCUUCCCAAGACCAGCCGGCUAAGGCGUUGGAUGGACGCGGAAAAAAGCUGGGCCGAGAUGGGCAACAUCAAGCGGGAGGACAUGUCAGACAACAAAAAUUUCAACGCCAUCAUUGACGAGUUUGAACCGUUGGGGUUCAGACAACUUGAGGCUUUGGCACGACAACUGCGCUCAAUUCUGUUUUUCCCAGACAAGGAGUUUUUCGUGGGCACAAAGACUGAAGCGGAGGAUGUUCUCAAACUUUACAAUGAAAUGAUUGUUGCCUUUGCGAGGUGGGCAGAUAAAUUAGAUAUCAGUGGUGUGGUUUGGUGA